This is a messenger RNA of Lucilia cuprina (Australian sheep blowfly), 2608 nucleotides long. RefSeq names its product protein aurora borealis (gene bora). Lineage: Eukaryota; Metazoa; Arthropoda; Insecta; Diptera; Calliphoridae. The transcript is spliced from 2 exons. Gene Ontology annotation, cellular component: cytoplasm; nucleus. The coding region runs from base 200 to 2212 and encodes 670 amino acids. The record is from RefSeq and is a predicted model, not a curated record. Gene Ontology annotation, biological process: regulation of mitotic spindle organization; regulation of mitotic nuclear division; activation of protein kinase activity. Gene Ontology annotation, molecular function: protein kinase binding.
ACUUCACCUUGUAAGCGCACCAAACUUUCUGGGUUGAUUUUUAUUUGAUUUUUUGAAUUGAACGUUUGUUGUGUUGUGUUUUUCACACAAGGCGCCCAAACGGCCAAAAGAAAAUAGCAUCUGUUUUUAAAGAAAAUCUUUACAAGAAAACACAGAUUUUCCUAAGAAAUACAAGACAAAAAACACUUAAAGAACAAAAAUGGAGUUGGACGAGCAAGAAACACCGCAAAAAUUGAAAACACAUAAAUUCAUAAUCAACUAUCAAGCGAACACACAACGACAAAUGUCAAUUUCUCCCUGCCAGUUAAAAAUGACGCCAAAAAAUUCCAAAUGUUUGAGAAAGUCUAUAAAUCCUAGAACCCCCAAAGCGCAAAGUGUAAGUUAUUCGGUGGCAGCUUGCAGUUCUUUGGUGGCUGCAAAUAAUUCAAAUUCUAUGCAUUCGAUAUCAAUGGCGGUGGUACAGACGCCACCGGCUAAACGUUAUCAAAGAGUGAAAAAUCCUUUUGAGGCAGCCUUAGCGGAAAGAUUACAUUUGCCUUUAAUAGCCAGUCCAUCCUUGUUCCAAAGACCAAAUACACCACAAAUGAGUUCUACCCAAUUUGAAUGGACUAUAGAUGAGGUGUCCAGUUUGAAACCGGCAAAUGUAGAACCUCAUGAGACUCAAUUUCAUGAUUCACCCAAUCCCGAGCUUGAGGCCAAGGCCCAAUCAGCUAUUAGUUCCUAUUUUAAAGAACAGCAAAUAGUACCCAGCCCUAUAGACUGUCCUCUACGAUCUCAUCGCAUAGUUUUGUCAGAAAUCAAUGGCAAUACACCUUUAUCCAAACCGGGACGCAGAAUACGUGAUUGUGCUGUCCAAACCGAACUGACAUUGCCGCCUAUUUUACCCCCUGCUUUGGAGGAAGCCCUGAAGCCUUAUUUCCAGCCUCAACUGGCAGGUGCAGAUAAAGAAUUAAAGAAAUCAAGCACCUCACGCUCUUGGCUUUCUAACAGCAGCGAGGUAAAGGAUACUUCUCUCAGGCGUAAACUUUUCGAUAUGCAUAAUAUAGUAGUAUUGGAAAGUGAAAACCAAGCUACACCCAAACAAAAACAACGUUCCAAACUUGCCAACUCUAGUACUCAAUCCAAUUCUAGUCCUAUAUCCUUGCAUUCCCUGCAACAUACUGCCAUAGUGGGCAAACUAUCCGACUCCUUAGACAAAAGCUCUUUUGGCUCUCUUUCUCCUAUAUCAGCAUCAGAUAGUUUGUCUCCCGAGUGUUUGACAGAAAGUGCCACAAAACGUAAAUCUAGAUUUGGCAAUUUCCUCAAAGAAUUUGAGGAAGUCGAGCUGCUAUCCCCCAUACAUCCACCAGUUAGAAGAAAACCUACGGGCGAGAGUAAUAGAUCUCAAUAUCGUACACAAAUAAGUGAAAUCUCUAAAAAUGAUUUAACCUGUAACACAACCUCCCAGGAAGGAGAUGAAAGUCAACGUUUUACACCCGAAAGAUCUUCUUCGCCCUUAAACGGCUUACAACAGGAUAAUAUAGCUGAAUUCUCUGCCGAUAGUUUUAAUAUUAAGGUCAGUCGUUUAAAGGUUAAUUGUUCAAAGUCUUCAAAUAACACGAAUAUAGAAAGAAAUAGUAAACUUUCAAUUAAAACAAACCUAUUGAACAAUGAGCCAGAUAUUUUUUCACAUGCGGAAGACACGGAGGAUAUAAUGGAAAAUACCGUGGAUAUGGAUGACAUGCAGGUCUCACAACUCUCCACGCACUCUUCCAAUUGUAGUUCUUCGCAAUCGGACACGCCUAGAGGCAAAAGACGUUCUGCAAGUCGCAAAAAUCUAUCACAAUCUUUCUCAGCCAAUUGGCUGCAAGAUGAGGAUGAACCUGAGCUGGAUACCUCACAGUCAUUGAAGAUUAAGGAAAUUUUAGCUAAAAAACAAUUUGUUAUGGCCACAAAACCCUUAGUUAACACAACCACCUCUGUCGGUUUUAAUGCUGUCGAUAGUAAACAAAAGACCGAGGAGACUAUAAGUAAAACACCCACCAAGAAAACUUUAAAUUUCUAUAGAACCGAUAGUGGUUUCAAUGAAAUGUCUUCACAAAGUUCUUUGUCAUCUUGUGAGGCGGCUCUUAAGUCUCUGCCGGAUAAUCAGCAAAUGGAAAUGCAGCCUCUACCGGAGAUUAUGGUAUGUUCUACGCCUUCAACCAGGGAGAAUUUUAAUUUUAUGGACUGAUGUUUACUGCCAAACUUAUUAUUUGAAUUUUUGAAAUUUUAGGGAAAUUUUUAAAAGCAAAUAAGAAAUUUUUUUGAGGUUAUGAACAAAAAUUUCAGGAAAUUUUAGAUAUUUUCUUGAAAAAAAAUGUACAAGAUCAGGGAUUUUUAAGUUAAGGGACACAGUUUUAGUUAUUUAUUGGUUAUAGCGAAAAAAUCAAGUUAUUUUUUUAGGUCCGGAAGAAAUAGUGGAAAUUUAUUGGAAAACUUGAAACAAUUUAAGGGGUUUGAAUUUUAAAUUUGUAAGUUUUCGUUAUGACGAAAGUUUUGAACAACUUUUAAUAAGAAAAUUUUUACAAAUAUGUCCGAAUUUGAAAAAUUAUUAAAUCCUCAAGCAAAAAGUCCUUAAUUUUUUUGU